Messenger RNA from Exophiala bonariae, 1893 nucleotides. RefSeq lists its product as uncharacterized. Bases 1 to 1893 code for a protein of 630 amino acids. Gene Ontology annotation, molecular function: oxidoreductase activity; copper ion binding. The transcript is spliced from 2 exons. The record is from RefSeq and is a predicted model, not a curated record. Lineage: Eukaryota; Fungi; Ascomycota; Eurotiomycetes; Chaetothyriales; Herpotrichiellaceae.
AUGGGUUUCUCAAGGCUCAUCACCGCAGUCACCGUCCUCUCACUCGCUCUCUUCUCACAUGCCGCACCUUCAUCAUUUAAUAAACGCGCAGGCAAGACCGUUAAGUUCGAGGUCACGUUAACAUCCAAAGAUUAUUCGCCCAUCGGAGGUACCCUUCGUAAGACAAUCCUGGUCAAUGGCACAUUCCCUGGACCAGCCUUGAAAGCCACAGUUGGCGACGAUGUCGAGUUCCUCGUUCACAACGAACUUCCAGAUGCUACAACAAUCCACUUCCACGGUAUCGUACAGCAAGGCACUCCUUGGGCUGACGGUGUACCCGGCCUCACCCAGGAGCCUAUUCCAGCUGGCGAGUCCUACCUAUACAAGUGGACAGCCGAUGCCUCAGGAACAUACUUCUACCACUCUCACUUCAGAUCGCAGAUUAUGGAUGGUCUCUAUGGUGCUAUUAUCAUCGAUGCUGCUUCUGACGCCCCAAAGCCAUUCUCCUUGAUCAGCAACGACAGUGCAGUUGUUAAGCAGCUCGAGGCAGCCGACUUGAGCCUUCAGCCAAUCUUCAUUUCCGACUACAACAGCUUGACAUCCAAGGAGUUCCACGAUGCUCAGGUCAAUGCCAACGUUGAUGUCGCCUGUGCCGAUGCUAUCAUCCUCAACGGAAAAGGCUCGCAGUACUGCUUGACCCGUGAUGAGCUCACUGCAUACACCAACCCUAAGGUUGCUGCUCUCUUGGCUGCCGUAAACCCACCUCAAAUCACUGACAAGGGUUGCUUGCCACCCAAUUUGGUUGCGACGCAAGGAAACUUCACAUUCAACAUUGCCUCUCUGCCCUCUACUCUCUACUCAACCUGCACUCCCAGUGACGGCGAGGCCGAAGUUAUCACCGUCGAUGCCUCCAAGGGUUGGGCUGCGUUGAGCUUCAUCAACCCCGGUGGAUACGAGCUUCUGAAAUUCACCAUUGACGGUCACAAGCUGUGGGUCUAUGCAGUUGAUGGUCAAUAUGUUGUUCCUCAACUCGUUGACCAGGUCGUUGUCAACAACGGUGAUCGAUAUUCCGUUCUCGUUCAAUUGAACCAGGCUCCCGCUGACUACGCCAUCCGUGUUGCCAACAACGGCCUUAACCAGGUUAUCAGUGGUUUCGGUGUUCUGAGCUACAAGGGAUCAUCUGGCCCAGCUACCUCUGAUCCCAAUGCAUUGGCCGGCAUGAACUUUGCAGGUGGAAACUUGACAACUCUGGUCGCCUUCAACGACAACAAGGCUGCUCCCUUCCCUGCUGCCGCACCCGCACCAAGUGCUGAUGUUACCUUCACCAUGAACAUCAAGAAACUAGGACAGCCAUUCGGUGCCUACGACUGGACCCUCAGCGGUGUUACUGCUUUCAACGCCAGUCUCGAAGACCAACAUCCUCUGAUCGAUCUCGACCCCACCGAGAUCUCCACCAGCGACCUUAUCUACAAGACCACGACUGGACAAUGGGUCGAUCUCAUCAUCAAGACUCAAGGACCUCUUGCUCAACCUCACCCAAUGCACAAGCACUCCAACAAGGCCUACGUCCUUGGAAAGGGUCAAGGAAACUGGACCUGGGCAACCGUCAGCGAGGCCGCUGCUGCUCUACCAGCAAACACCUUCAACUUUGUUAACCCUCCCCUUCGCGAUGGAUACACUACUAUCCCCAACGAGCAAAACAAUACCUGGAUGGUGCUUCGUUAUGAGGUUGUCAACCCUGGCCCAUUCUUGUUCCAUUGUCACGUCCAGACCCACGUUGCAGGCGGCAUGGCCGUUGCAUUCCUUGAUGGUGUCGAUGACUGGCCAGAGGUUCCAGCCGCCUACGCCAACGGUGGUAACGGACUGGAGACCAGCAAGCUCAAGAAGAAGGGCAAGCUCCACCCCAUCGCAUAA